UUCAGUAUUAACUAUUUCAAUACACUUAUUGAUUUGACCUGGCUAGUUGCUAGGUAAUAGGUAAACUUAAAUCCAAUAUGGCUGCCAGGUGUUACUGAAACUACCUUACACUUGGAUUACUUGGAGGAUAUCACAAUAUACUGUCAUUGGAUUUAGAAGCAAUUUGACCAGGAGUUGCUUGAUAUAUAACAGGGCAAUAUGGCAGAGGAAAGUGUCAAAGUUGCUGUAAGGGUGCGCCCUUUCAAUAAACGUGAAAGACAGCGCAAUGCUAAGCUGAUCAUUGACAUGAAGGGGCCCAAUAGUUAUAUCCAAGAUCCCGAAAAUCCCAAUGAAGAACCAAGGUCAUUCGCUUUUGACUACAGCUACUGGUCUCACGAUGGCUGUAAAGAUGAUGGCAAUGGUUAUUAUGGAAAGGAUACUAGUCACCCAAAUGGGAAAAAAUUUGCAGAUCAGAGGACAGUGUAUGAUGACCUUGGAAAAGGAGUGCUAAAGAAUGCCUGGGAAGGUUUCAAUUCUACUCUCUUUGCUUACGGACAAACUGGUUCUGGGAAGAGUUGGUCCAUGGUUGGAUAUGGAGUUAACAAAGGUAUUGUGCCACUAUUCUGUGAUGAAAUCUUCCAAGGAAUAGAUAAAAAGAAAGCAGAUGGGGAAGCACUCGAAUUUGAGGUUGAAUUCAGUAUGUUGGAGAUCUAUAAUGAACAGGUCAGGGAUCUGCUUAACCCUAAAUCAAGCAAGAGAGGAGGCCUUAAAGUCAGACAGCAUCCUAAAAAAGGAUUUUAUGCGGAUGGUUUAACAUUUGCACCAGUGAACAGUUACAAACAGAUAGAGGAACAGAUGGAAGAAGGGACAACAAACAGAACUGUUGCUGCGACUAAUAUGAAUGCAACAAGCAGUCGUGCUCACACAAUCGUAGGAAUCAAGUUCGUCCAAAAGUAUAAAAAUGCUGCUGGUGAAGACACCUCAAAAACUGCCAUAUGUAACCUGGUAGAUUUAGCUGGUAGUGAACGAGCAGACAGUACAGGUGCCACAGGGGAUCGACUUAAAGAGGGCGCUGCUAUAAAUCAGUCACUCUCGUCCCUGGGGAAUGUAAUUUCAGCCCUCGCUGAUAAGGCUAAUGGUAAAAAUGUCAGGGUUCCGUUCCGUGAUUCCGUCUUAACAAAGUUGUUGAAGAAUGCUUUAGGAGGAAACAGUAAAACCGUCAUGAUUGCUGCUGUCAGUCCUGCUGACAUUAACUAUGAUGAGUCCCUCUCCACACUCAGAUAUGCUGACCGUGCAAAACAGAUCAAAACCUCAGUAAAGGUAAAUGAAGAUCCAACUGAGAAGCUGAUUCGUGAGUUGAAUGAGGAGAAUGAGAGGCUUAAGCAGAUGCUGGCCAGUGGAGGAAUUGACAUGAGCAAGGCUAGUGAUGUAGGGGAUGAGGAUACAACUGGUAUGAGUGAUGAAGAGAUCGCUGCUCUAAAAAAAGAAAUGGAGGAAGAUUUCAAAGCUCAGAUGAGUGAGAAUGCCAAUGAGAUGGAAGAGAUGAAAAAGUCAUAUGAAGAGAAGCUAAAGGCUUUCCAAGAAGGCCAUGUUCCUGUCGUGAGUGAAACAAAUGAGAAAAAGAAAACUACUCCACAUAUCUACAACUUGAACUUUGACCCCCAGCUGAGUGGAAGAAUCGUGUACUUCACUGAGUUACCAGAAAAUAAGAUAGGAAGCAAGAAGGGAGAUCCUUCUGAUAUUGUGCUUGCUGGGCCAAGCAUCCAAGAGCAACAUGCAGUAAUUUUCAACGAAGGCGGCAAGUUUGCCAUCGAGCGUGGCAACAGCUCUGGGCGUCUUCUGCGCAAUGGUGAGCCAGUAUCCAGUAAGACGGAGCUCUGCAACAAUGACAGGCUCAUGUUCGGAACCACCCAACUCAUGGUGUUUGUUAAUCCUAAGGAGGCUGGAAGUUCUGAUACAGAGGUGUCUUAUGAAAUGGCCCAGGAGGAGAUUGCGUCAAAUUCUGGCUUUGAUAUGAACACUGAAAACAAAUCUAGAGAUGAUAUGCUCCUACAAGAAGACUUAAUGGAGGUUCUGCCUGCCAUAGAGGAAGCCAACUCCAUCAGUGAAGAACUGGACAAGAAGCUUAAGUUUGAUGCUAUUGUUGUGUCACCAGAGGCAAGAGGGGACAUCAAGGGCAGAAGUGAGGUCAUGAUCAAAGUUACAAAUAUAGAGACAGAAAUUGAGUGGGUCUGGCCAAGGACCAAGUUCUUCAACCGCAAGUAUGUGAUGCAAGAGAUGUAUGAGAACUAUGCUGAGGGAGAAGAUUGGCAACUUCCUGCUGAGAAAGACCCAUUUGAGGAGGACCCCAAUGCAGAAACUCACAUAGGAAGUGUGAAGGCCUGGUUGAAGUCCCUCUCAUAUCAGAUAGAAAUGGAUGAGCAGUUGGAAAUAACUGACUUCAAAGGCACAGAAGUUGGUUUAUUAAAUUUUGAGAUCAGGCCAUGUGACAAGAAGGGCAAAGAAUACACGGAGGCAGAUGAUAUCUUUGUUGAUGAUCCAAAGGCACUCGUUGGACGUGAUGUGUAUUUCAAUGUCAAGAUCACAAAGGCACUAGGGCUUCCGAAGAAAUUCACAGAUGUCUAUGCCAAGUUCCUGAUGUAUGUUGAUGAUGAGCCAACUUGUACUAAAAAAAUAGCAGACACAACCAACCCUGAGUUUAACUUUAAGAAACAAUUUUCUUUUGCUCCAGCAACAAAACAGCUGGUAUCUUACCUAGAGGACAGUGCAAUCAUGAUUCAGAUUUGGGGCAAGCAGAAGCCGUCAAAGGUGAAGAAGAACCUGAACACCAAGCAAACCUUGCACAAGCUGUCAGAGGCAAAGGGCCAGUCAUCCGCAGCCAACACAAAUGUCAAGACGGUUGACCCAGCCAAGGCCAAGUUUAUGAUGGAAGUUGCUAUGUUGAAGAAAAAGCAAGAAAAACUUGAACACAAAAUGGCCCAUAUGCGUAAAAUGGUCCAGAUAGCUGAAGACCACAACAAGCAAAGGAUAUCACUUAAACUCAUCAAAGAAAUCAUGAACUCACAGAUGAUCAAAAUGAGGGGUGAUGAUGAUGAUGGCGGUAGAGGUGGAAGUGGAAAAUCAGAUAAAUCUAAAGCUUGUGUACUUUUAUAGUGACAUCUAUAUUAGAAACCAAUGUGUCUACUUACAUGUGGUGUGUCAUGGAAUCAGAGCCGUCUGCUAUAUCUGAAAGUGUGUGUUCUCCAAAACAACUCUAAAUUUGGCUAACAUUAUAGGACUCAGUGAAUAAAUGAUGAAUUCAAAAAAUAAUACUCAAUAUGGUUAUACAUAAACUUUACAGCUGCAAGAAUGAGUAGGCGGUUUACUCAAUAGAAUUUGGAAAAUAUUUAUUCUGUGAUGUGGAUUAAAAUACUGCAUUUUGUACUUCUCAUAUUUCUCAUAUUCAAAAGCCAUUUUUGAUGAUUGAUUUCCCAAGAAAUAGUACAUAUACUUGUAAUCCUUAAAAAACAUUUAAAAAUUAUUUCAUCCAGGUUCUUCUGGAUUUAGAAGCCAAGUUGUAUGUCAACCAGGUAAAUACUUGACUCAUAACAUUUGUUUUUAUAUGAUGUUAUAUUAUAUAUAUAUAUAUAUAUGUAACAACCAAUGAUGAUAUUAUAUAUCCUUUCUGCUAUUUUUAUUUACAACAUUUUCUGCAACUAUUUUUGUAUUUUUACAAAUUGUUCACUAUGAAUUUAGAUUUUGUUAUUCAAUAUUCUGUUUUAUACGACUCUGUGAUAUUACUUCCAAAAAUGCAGUUCUUUACAUGAAUUUAUUUACAACUUGGAUGAACUCCAUCCUAUAUUAUACAACAAUGUGAUUGUUUGGUAGCACAGGGUAUAUCAAGUAAGUCUGUGACAUACUAAGUACAUGUUAUCAGUUGUGUAUUAUUUCACAAAUACACAAAACUAGAAUGUCUGUUAUAAGAGGAAGAGUUCUUAUAAUGACUGACAGAUACAUAGAGUUCAUAGAGCCAGUAUAUCUUGCAUUUUUAUAUUUUCUCGAAUAUGUUUCUUUUUUAUUCAAAACAUUGAGUAUUAAUGUUGAUUUCUAACACAUAUUAGUUUAUGUCCUGCAUUGUCUAUGAAGUACAAAAAAACGUGCAAUAAUAUUUCAGAUUUUAGAAUUGUGCCUUUAUAGAUCCAAGAAAUGCAAACUCGUGAAAUAGUUUAGACAAUACAAAUAAAGAUGCAGUUACUUUCGUAUUUGGAUAUCAGUGGGACACUUUGGCUAUUAUCCUUCGGGUUUAAAUGUCAAAUUGUGAAUUUUUAACAGUGUUCCCGAAUGAUUUUGAAUGACUGACUUUCACAUUUUGUAUUUGUCAAAUCUUAGAUGUUCCUUUGUCUGCAUUUUUGUACUUCUUCUUUGUGAUCAUUGGGCAGUUCCCACUCAAAAAAGCCAAUUUAUCUAAUUCAGUGAUAAAUCUAAGCUUAUCGAAGCUCAGUCUGUGAUAUUGUAUAAAAACGAUUGAACCUUUUAUAAUAAAAAUGUAAAAACUAAAAAUAAAUAGUGUGUGACAGUCUGUGAAGCUUUAUUACAAUUAUGCAGUUCUUAACAUUCAUUUUUACAAGUGUUAUGUUAUGUAUUACGAUGUCUUGUUGUAAUAAUACAGUACCUUUAAAUAAUGAAACCUACCAGACAUUAUUUCAAAGAUACAUAACUGUAUACAUGUACAUAAAUAUUUUAUUAUUCUCUGACCUGUAUUGUACAGCAUAUGUAUUAUAUGUAGCAUAUGUAUUGUUCUGCAGUGUUAGCAUGGAAUUGAGUUUUAGCGAACACAUUCCCACCAAAUAAAAACCAACAUAUCAAGUUGUGAAUAUUUUUUCUGUAAUAUAUAAAUGAAUAAUCCGUCCAUAUUGCAUAAUAUGUAAACAGAUUACUUUUGUAAAAAAUGUAUAUAAAUAUCUUUGUAAAUAAACUUACUCAAA
Molecule: messenger RNA, 4943 nt
Organism: Owenia fusiformis
Lineage: Eukaryota; Metazoa; Annelida; Polychaeta; Sabellida; Oweniidae
Source: the annotation of a GenBank genome assembly